AUGUGGAGAGAGGGAGGGAGAGAGAGUGUAUAUGGGAAAGAGAGAGAGACAGAGAGAGAGAGGGUGCUGCUCAGUUGGCUCUCCCAGUCUGACAACAGCAGCCGUUCUCCCCCUGCUCCGCUGUGCUGAAACUCCACCAGGUUGUGACAGCCAUGUUGGCGGUGUGUUUGAGGCUGCUUUUGCUCCUCCCCCUGGCUUUCUGUGUCCCCUCCCCCUCCAGAUCUCCUUCCAGAGUCUGUAGACGGUGCUGCGACCACCUGGAGCCGCCAGCAGCCACGGGACAAUAUCAGCUACCUGAGGUCCGCACUGUCAUCAACAUGACCAUCCUCAAAGGUGAUAAAGGAGACAGAGGCGACAAGGGUACACCUGGCAAACCCGGCUUAGAGGGACCUCCCGGCGCGCGAGGACCCAUGGGACCUAAAGGCCCCAAAGGCCAGGCAGGCACCCCUGGAGAUGCCUGCAAGAUCCCUCACUCAUCCUUCUCGGUGGGACGCCGCAAGUCCCUGCACAGCGUGGACUACUACCAGGCGCUGGUGUUUGACACUGUGUUCGUCAACCUCUACGGCCACUUCAACAUGUUCAAAGGCAAGUUCUACUGCUACGUGCCAGGGAUCUACUUCUUCAACAUUAACAUCCACACCUGGAACUUUAAGGAGACCUACCUCCACCUGAUGCACAACGACAAGGAGCAGGUGAUCCUGUACGCUCAGCCCAGCGAGAGGUCCAUCAUGCAGAGCCAGAGUGUCAUGAUGGACCUGGCUCUGAAUGACGAGGUCUGGGUGCGACUCUACAAGAGGGAGAGGGAGAACGCCAUUUACAGUGACGACGUGGAUGUUUACAUCACCUUCAACGGAUACCUCUUGGCACCUAGCAUCCAGUGAAAAAAAAAUAAAAAAAAUAAAAAGGGAAUGAAGUAGGGCUGGGUAUCAAAUUCAAUGCUUUUAAGGGACCGACCGAAUUGCCUCUAAAGCAUCAAGUAUCAAAAAAUACCUUGUAAUUCAAUACCCAAUUUCAAUAUCUCAUCAUAAGUGAGCAAAUCAGCAUGCCUCAUGGUUCGACUAGAUAUAAUAAUGUUGGGGAUGUCUAACGUUCCACGUUGUAAAGACAGGUUGGAAAAGCUCCACGUUUCACAGAGACAGGCUCAUGUAGAAGGAGCUGAAAAAUAAAAAAAAGAUCUGUGCCGUAAUGUGUAAUUUAAAAGAAAUUGUUUUAUAAAAAUUAGUAUUGAAAGAAAGUAUCCUUUACCAACCGGUAUUAAAGUCACAGUAAUGGGUAUUGGUACCAGUAUUGAAUAUGUGUGAACAGUACCCAGCCCUAGAAGGGAGGGAAUAACUCGAGGAGUGGAAGAAUCUUUGGAUUGGAUUUUUUGGGUCGUUUUGCAAUGGAUACUGCUUCAUACCAAGAAAGUAAACAGAGGAGACUGAACUCAACUAAACAGAAGACAUUACAGGUUUGGUGCUUAUUAAA
Molecule: messenger RNA, 1467 nt
Organism: Etheostoma cragini (Arkansas darter)
Lineage: Eukaryota; Metazoa; Chordata; Actinopteri; Perciformes; Percidae
Gene: c1qtnf6b
Product: C1q and TNF related 6b
Exons: 3
Coding region: 153-881 (242 amino acids)
Molecular function (GO): protein binding
Source: RefSeq, a predicted model, not a curated record